Molecule: messenger RNA, 1658 nt
Organism: Colletotrichum phormii
Lineage: Eukaryota; Fungi; Ascomycota; Sordariomycetes; Glomerellales; Glomerellaceae
Product: kinase-like domain-containing protein
Exons: 6
Coding region: 270-1343 (357 amino acids)
Biological process (GO): cellular response to oxidative stress; osmosensory signaling pathway; stress-activated MAPK cascade
Cellular component (GO): nucleus; cytoplasm
Molecular function (GO): ATP binding; MAP kinase activity
Source: RefSeq, a predicted model, not a curated record
CUCGUCCAAAUUCGAGUUGAUCAUCGAGCCUGUUUCUCGCUCAUCACAGCAGAACCGUCACCAGAAGCAUAAUUUGACCCGUCGAUCUCCCGGCUGUCAUCUUUCUACUCCACCACCCCUCACCACUCUUUAAUCCUCCCCGCCGCACGACGACCAAUUUCCAUCCUCCUCCCCGAUCGGCCUCCCUCUCUCUCUCUGCUUCUCCCCUCCAGCCGCUCAAUCCGAAAAUCCAAUCCUUCUCGAUCAGGUAGAUCGAUCAUCACACGAAAAUGGCCGAAUUCGUUAGAGCACAAAUUUUCGGUACUACCUUUGAGAUCACCUCGAGGUACUCGGACCUGCAACCCGUUGGUAUGGGAGCCUUCGGUCUCGUUUGCUCCGCCCGUGACCAACUUACCAACCAGAAUGUCGCCGUCAAGAAGAUUAUGAAGCCCUUCAGCACUCCCGUUCUCGCCAAGCGAACAUACCGUGAGCUCAAGCUGCUCAAGCACUUGAGACAUGAGAACGUCAUCUCUCUCAGUGAUAUCUUCAUUUCUCCCCUCGAGGAUAUCUACUUCGUCACAGAGCUUCUCGGCACCGACUUGCACAGAUUGCUCACCUCCAGACCCCUCGAGAAGCAGUUCAUCCAGUAUUUCCUUUACCAAAUCAUGCGAGGUCUGAAAUACGUCCACUCUGCUGGUGUGGUUCACCGUGAUUUGAAGCCUAGCAAUAUUCUCGUCAAUGAGAACUGUGACUUGAAGAUUUGCGACUUCGGUCUCGCCCGCAUCCAGGACCCUCAGAUGACUGGUUACGUCUCGACGAGAUACUACCGUGCUCCUGAGAUCAUGCUCACGUGGCAAAAGUACGACGUUGAGGUCGACAUCUGGAGUGCGGGAUGCAUUUUCGCCGAGAUGCUGGAGGGCAAGCCUCUGUUCCCCGGCAAGGACCACGUCAACCAGUUCUCCAUCAUCACCGAGCUUCUGGGCACUCCUCCUGACGAUGUCAUCAACGGCAUUGCCAGUGAAAACACUCUCCGAUUCGUCAAGUCCCUGCCCAAGCGCGAAAGGCAACCCUUGAAGAACAAGUUCAAGAACGCCGACCCCUCCGCCAUUGAUCUCUUGGAGAGAAUGCUGGUCUUUGAUCCCAAGAAGCGGAUAACGGCGACCGAGGCGCUCUCGCACGACUACCUUGCUCCCUACCACGACCCCUCUGACGAGCCCGUCUCCGAGGAGAAGUUCGACUGGAGUUUCAACGAUGCUGAUUUGCCCGUGGACACAUGGAAGAUCAUGAUGUACUCCGAAAUACUCGACUACCACAACGUGGAUGCGUCCGCGCAACAGAUGGAAGAGCAGUUUAACGCACAAUAGAUGAAGGGGUUCAGGGGCGGAGCGAGGAUAAAUAGGAGGCGGGAGGCUAUGAUACCACGCAAAACCAGAACGGCACGUGUUUCCAGUACAUUCGCACGCAAUCAUGGUGUUCGGAAGAGGGGAUCGGUUAUUGUAACGUUGACAAUGCAAAUGGCCAACAGUAUACGCGAUAUAAAGGACUGGCAUGCAUCUUGGAGGUGUUUUUCUCUUUUUCAUCAUCUUGUUCCAACGAGUUUUCCUGUUCCUGGGUCUUCGGGCUCUGUUAGAAUAAAGUCCGCGGCAUAGGGCAUAGCGACGAGCUGACAACGGGCUUCA